UGUGCCCCAGCAGUGUAGUGAGUAGUGCCUCUGUCUAGUUGAGUUGCGCCCAGCUGUCUGGUUGAAAAUUGCUUUGGUUCUGUGUGAUUGCACAAAUACAAUCACGAGAGAAGUGUGUUUUUGUCAAUGUAUAUACGAUAGCAAUUCACAAUCGCACGUCAAUGGUUUUCAUUGUGUGCUUAACACUCGUUAGUUGUGCACACAGUACAGCUAUUCUGUGUUUUGAUUCCCGUUCUCGGUGAAAUUUCGAAAUUUGCCGCCGCUAUUGUGUCGUCGCCUUUGGUGUCGUAUUAAUAAUACUUUGACAUCUGUCAAAUGGGAACCACGAGUGCAAGUUCAUAGGUGCAAGUGAUUUGACGAAAUUUAACAAACCAAACUCUAUAAAUACAAACUGCCAAAUAUUGAAUGUUAUUUCUUUCUUUGACCUUUUAAAUAAAAUCUAACUGUUUAUAACUGUCUAACUAUUAUUAAUACUGUCCCCCUUAAAUGGUCACUUGCGGUCAACAGCGUGUAAUAGUGCCAAUGGCAACGGUAACAAAUCCUUUUGUCAGCGGCAACACAUUCGCGUCGUCAAAAAAACCAAAAAUAGCAUUUAGCAUAGAUUCGAUAGUGGGCGACGCGCCAACAUCUCCGUCAUCUGUUCGUUGCGACAGCCCUCCGGAACGGCCAUUAAGCUCGAAUAGUAGUGGAAGUAAUUGCCAAAUACAGUAUCAUCAGCGGAAACCUCCUCAACAUCAUCAGCCAUUGGAAUUAAGGAACACCGAGGAUUUCCGGCCAAUCGAUGGAGAUGCGGACAGGCAAAAUGCCAAUCCCUCCCCACCGUUAUCUGUAACACCACCACCACCACCGGCAACAUCAGCGUCUGCACCGCAAACAACUUCGGUUACUUUGAAUGGCAGGCCAAUUGUGGUGCCCGGUCUACCAGCUGGACUGAUAAGACCGUUUCCGCUGCAGCCACCGAAUGAUUUGAACAAGGCGAAUACACAGCCACAUCAUCCUGCGCCGCUUCCACCGGGAUAUAUGAAUAACCAGGAUGCUGGCAUUUUAAGAUUACCUCACCAUGGAGCACCGAAUCCUCAUUUUCUAGCUGCCCAGUUCCAGAUGGCUGCAGCUCUAGCCCAUCAGCAUGGGCAAGCUGGACCUGGAUUAAUGUUUCAUCCUGCAUCGCACCCGCAAUUCGGUGGAGGUAUAGUCAGAGACAGUUACCCGCUUUAUCCAUGGCUGCUAAGUCGACACGGACGAAUAUUCCCACCAAGAUUUCCCGGCAAUUUCCUGUUGCAACCAUUUCGCAAACCGAAAAGAAUCCGGACGGCAUUCUCGCCGACACAAUUACUUAAAUUGGAGCAUGCUUUUGAGGGCAAUCAUUAUGUGGUCGGAGCCGAAAGGAAGCAAUUGGCACAAGGACUUAGCCUAACAGAGACACAGGUUAAAGUGUGGUUUCAAAAUCGUCGAACUAAGCAUAAGCGAAUGCAGCAAGAGGGUGAAGGUAAAAGCGAAAACGAUGGUGACCAAAAGAACUCACAGAACGACAACACCCAGAGUAGUUUUGAAGAAGAAGACGCCGAGGAGGCUGAUGAGGAUGAAGAUGAAGUCAUUGAUAUGGACGAUUGCUCGAGCGAUGUUGAGACAGAUGAAAAAGACUUCCACCAACAGCAGCAACAGUUUGCUCAACAUUUUCAACAGCAUCAACAACAUCAACAAUUUCUGCAGCAUUCGUAUUUGUUGCAUCACCAACAGCAGCAGCAGCAACAACAACAACAACAACAUCAACAACAGCAGCAGCAGCAGAUGCAACUGCAGGGCCAGCAAUAAGAAAAACAGUGGAGUGAAUUGGAACGGGGCCAAGGUUUCACGCGUGUCGUUCGGUUUAUAUAGUUGUAAAUGUUUGUGUUCCUUUUGUUUAUAAACAAAAACUAAGUAAAUUUAAGAUAAUUAACUGUAUGUAUGUAUGUGUUUUAGUUAGGUUUUAUCAAUUAAAUGCCAAAAUAAGUCGAUUGCGUUUCAUAAA
Molecule: messenger RNA, 2008 nt
Organism: Eupeodes corollae
Lineage: Eukaryota; Metazoa; Arthropoda; Insecta; Diptera; Syrphidae
Gene: E5
Product: homeotic protein empty spiracles
Exons: 3
Coding region: 487-1812 (441 amino acids)
Biological process (GO): regulation of DNA-templated transcription; neuron differentiation; central nervous system development
Molecular function (GO): DNA binding; DNA-binding transcription factor activity, RNA polymerase II-specific
Source: RefSeq, a predicted model, not a curated record